AUGGACACCCAAAUCAACAUCAGCCAAAAUGGAAUCUUGGAAGAGCCCUUUCUUUGUUUUGAGUUUAGUAACACCUCUUGUCAGAAGCUUGUCUAUCCUUUGGAAACACGAAUAAUACUUUAUAUUAUUUUCAGUGUCUCUUCAAUUGUCACCAUUAUAGGAAACUUGUUAGUGAUUAUAACUGUUAUUCAUUUCAAGCAGCUGCACACACCAACCAACUACCUCAUCCUGUCUCUGGCUGUUGUCGACCUGCUUGUAGGAGGAGUUGUGAUGCCUCCCAGCAUGCUGCGCUCGAUUGAGUCUUGCUGGUAUCUGGGAGAUUUAUUCUGUAAAAUACACAGCAGUCUGGAUGUGACAUUGUGCACUGCUUCAAUUCUGAAUCUCUUUAUAAUUUCUUUAGAGAGAUAUUAUGCCAUAUGUCAUCCUUUAGAAUAUUAUAGUAAAAUGACAUCACAUACCACUCUGUUCAUGAUUAUUAUUUGCUGGACUGUUUCAGCUACUUUGGGGUUCGGCAUGAUAUUUCUGGAGCUUAAUAUUCAAGGCGUUGAAGAUUUUUACUAUGAAAAUGUUGUUUGUGAAGGAAUAUGCAUAUUGUUUCAUAGUAAAGAGGCAGCUACAGUAAUGUCACUGACCUGUUUUUAUAUUCCUGCUUUUGUCAUGCUCUGUGUGUACCUGAAAAUAUUACAUGUGGCUCAAAGACAGGUGCAGGCCAUCCAGAGCACUAACAGUCAAUUAAAAAAAGAGGGAAAAGCCACCAAGACUUUAGCGAUCAUCAUGGGGGUGUUUCUGUCUUUCUGGAUUCCUUUUUUUCUUUGUAAUCUUAUUGAUCCAUUCAUUGGCUACUUGGUACCACCACUGUUGUUUGAUUUGUUUCUUUGGGUUGGGUACUAUAAUUCCACUUGUAAUCCCAUUGUGUAUGCCUUCUUUAAUAGCAGGUUCAGACAUGCAUUCGGAGUCAUUCUAUCUGGAGAAAUAUUUCAGACUAAUUCUUCAAGGACAAUACUGUUGUAA
This is a messenger RNA of Myxocyprinus asiaticus (Chinese sucker), 1011 nucleotides long. RefSeq names its product trace amine-associated receptor 1-like. Gene Ontology annotation, biological process: adenylate cyclase-activating adrenergic receptor signaling pathway. The record is from RefSeq and is a predicted model, not a curated record. Bases 1 to 1011 code for a protein of 336 amino acids. The transcript has a single exon. NCBI's taxonomy places the organism in Eukaryota, Metazoa, Chordata, Actinopteri, Cypriniformes, Catostomidae. Gene Ontology annotation, cellular component: membrane. Gene Ontology annotation, molecular function: trace-amine receptor activity.